Molecule: messenger RNA, 2227 nt
Organism: Prunus avium (sweet cherry)
Lineage: Eukaryota; Viridiplantae; Streptophyta; Magnoliopsida; Rosales; Rosaceae
Source: RefSeq, a predicted model, not a curated record
AAAAAAGAAAUCAAAAAACGAAAAGACCCUCUGAAAAUGAAAGCGUUAACCCAAAAACCCCAACUUUGAAGAACCUCAGUGACACUGUUACAGAAGAGAGCCGGGAAAAGAGAGAAGAGGGAAAACAAUGUCGGGCUUCCCAUUCGGAUCCUCCUCCUCCGCUUCUUCUCAGUUUACGCCUUUCAUCAAACCUCCUGUCUUUUACCCCGCCACAUCAACCGGGUUCUCAUGGUCGUCCGCCCCAGCUUUCGGGUCCUCUAGCCCUAGCUCCGCCGUGGCCCAUUCUUUCGGAUUCAGGUCCUCAGCAGCGACCUCCGCUCCAUCAUCCUGGUUUGGCUCCUCUCCUUCAACUGUAUCGGCAUCAAGUUCACCCCUGAUUGGCUCCGCUUCCGCUUCUGCUUCAUCUCUGUUUAGCUCAACUUUCAGCGCACCCUCUCCCCUGUUUGGCUCAUCUUCCACAGUUUCUUCAACACCCUUGUUCAGCUCUACUUCGUCGUCUUCAGCUUCAACCACACCCUCUUCCCUGUUUCGCUCAUCUUCCACAGUUUCUUCAACACCCUUGUUCAGCUCUGCUUCGUCGUCUUCAGCUUCAACCACACCCUCUUCCCUGUUUGGCUCAUCUUCCACAGUUUCUUCAACACCCUUGUUCAGCUCUUCUUCGUCGUCUUCAGCUUCAACCACACCCUCAUUCCCAAGCUUCUCGUUCCCAACAGCCUCGCCUCUUUCAAAGCCAACAACAACGUCAACACCCAUCACUCCUACUCCAUCAGCAACGGCUUCAAGCUUCUCGUGCGCACCAUCCACUUCCUCUGGUUCACAACCCUCUUUCGUAUUCUCCGAUACCGCCUCAUCACCCGCCCCCAUUUCCUUCGCAAAACCCACCUCACUGUCCUUCUCAACUCGUUUUGCUCCAUUGUUUUCUACAGUCUCCACCACAAGCGCUUCUUCGACUCCAACUGCUACCACCACAACCCAAGUCUUUUUGUCUUUGCCGGCUUUUGGUACGCCUCCUACUACUUCUGCAGUUUCCAGUACUGUUGCAAAGGCUUCAAUGGCAGCGCCUGCCAACUCAGCUGCUCCGUCCGGCACAUCGGGUUUAACAGGGUUUGGAGUGUCCUCCGCAGCUGCUUCUUCUACUGGCUUUUCCUUGCUGACAAAAGGGUCGACGCCUGCUUCCUCAUCACAAGCGCAACCAAGCACCACUGUGCCUGUCUUUGGUGUUACUACUGCAGCACCUGUAGUUGCAACGACAACAACUCAGACAUCAACGUCACCUGUUGAGGCUUCAACUAGUGGGACAACUUCAACCGUCAGCACUACAAUAUCUACUGCACCAAAAUUACCUUCUGAGAUCACAGGGAAGACUGUGGAGGAGGCUCCCCCUACUUCUUUCAAGCAUGAAACUUCAUAUCCUAUUACCACAUCUGGUCCUUCAGCUACAUCGGAUUGUUCCAAACUUGUGGAGCAAUCUACACUUGCCGCUGAGGUCCAGAUUUCUACUGCCAUCUCUCCAGUACUACAACCCUCAAGUCUGGAUUUUGAUGCUCUAGAUCUGGAGGCUCAAUUGGCAUUAAUAUGUGGAGGCUCUUCUAGUUCUGGCUUUACUCCCAGCGACAAGGCUCAACAAGCCAUUUCUAGGAUCAACCUCUGGCAAGCUAAGGAUUUCGCUGUGGAAGAGGGCCAUCAAUCUGUGGGGGAACUCAUUAAUAAUUUACAAAUUUUGGCUGAAGAGAAUCUCAUCCCCAAGUCUAUUUUCAGUUCUGGAGUCACUUCAGCUCAAGAGUUUCAACAUGCUGCAGACUUGUGGGGAACAAUUCACACUUCCUUCGAGCAAGCUAUCACCUGUAGAGAUGUCUGUCAAAGAUCUACUGAAAAUUUAGAGAAAAGUAGAUCCCAAUGCUCUGCUCAGGACUUAGAAUUGCAGAAUCUCAAAGUUGAAGCUCAAGGGGUAGAAGCCGAGAUUGCCAAAUUGCAGACACAACUCAAGGCCAUCAAGACUAAGGAAAAGGAAGUACGAAUUAAGUUGCAACUUAACCUUAGAGAUGCCUGGGAGUUGCAAAAACAAAUCACCACUGCCCAACCUGGAUUGGAGGAGUCUCACGCAUUAAUUCUGAGAGGAUCAAAAUUGAGAGCAGACAUGGAUGCCAAGUUUGGAGUUUUGAAAGUUAUUUUAACCAGUAUUGUACUAUAACUUUGAUGAUCAAAUGAAAUAUCAGAGUCUGUCCUU